UUACAACAUUGUUUGGUUUAGAUUUGUGAUUUUGGUUUGGCUCGAGUUGCCGACCCAGAUCAUGAUCACACUGGAAUCUUGACGGAAUAUGUUGCAACCAGAUGGUAUCGUGCUCCAGAAAUCAUGCUCAACUCAAAGGGUUAUUCAAAAGCAAUUGAUGUCUGGUCUGUUGGUUGUAUUUUGGCUGAGAUGUUGUCGAACAAACCACUCUUCCCUGGCAAACAUUGUAUCCUUUUGUGCUGGUUCUUGCUUGGUGAACUCAGGGCGAACUAGUGUUCAAGAUUGCAACCAAAUUUUGAGCUUUUAGACAAGUUUAUACUGUAUUACACAGUUCGUUGAAGUGUUUCGCGUGAUUUUUUUUAAUUGUGAUUUUUUAAAAAAUUGUUAAUUUUUUUUUUAAGUUCUACUUGACCGUUCACAAUUCAAACGAAAUUGAGCGGAAAAUUGCGACAGCGAAAUCUUUCUUGCAAAUCGCGCAAUUAGCGGAAUUUCUACUGUUAGCGCGUGUCGAUUUCUUGAAAUGAUUUAAUUGAUUUGUGAGCUCACGAUAAAAUACUCAGAAUACUUUGGAUAAAUAUCAUGGUUCAAUACAUAAACAUGUCGAGGUUGUUAUACAGCCAUAUUUUCAAAUAUACUGUACUUUAACAAUAAAUGUACUGUACUGUGCUGUGCUACAGCAACUGUCCAGUCACGCAUACGUGAUAAAAAGCCGAUAUAAACUUUAUAAACAAAACAUGUAAAGCGUAACAGAACGGCGAACAUGCAGAUUCGGCCAUCUCAAAUAAUGGUAAUGUUGAGAUAGUAGCGUUGCAUGCUGCAGGAGACCCCAUGGAAGACCUCCACCCCUCCUUGCGGAUGAGGCUAGAUCUGCCCCUGUCUUCCCUGUUGAGUAGUAAAAUCGUCUGGUGUUAGACAGUUAGUAAUUGGUGAAUGAAAGCCAAACAACUGAUGCUUGGCAAACAAAUAAGGAGAAAAUAUACAUAGGGUUACGUUGAAAAUAAAAUGCAAAACGAAAGGAGAAAUUUCUCCCUAAAAUUUUGGCAUAUUGUGCUAUAAAAUGGACUAGGAGAUAUCUAACGAAGGUACAAGUACAAUCAAUAAAUAAAUCAUUCUUAACUAUAGAAUUACAGAUUUGGAUCAAUUAAAUCACAUUCUAGGUGUUCUAGGAUCGCCUACUUUGGACGACUUGCAGUGUAUAAAAAAUGAUAAGGUACGCUGGAAAUUUUAAUAUAAACAACACCGCACAAAAAGAAAGUUCCCUCCUAAAUUGUUUCAGCAUAGAUUCUAAACAAAUGAGUCCCUGAUAAUCACACCUGGUACCAAUUAGACCUAUGGUACAGCAGUUUGCCUAAUGCUGUGCGAAGAAUGAGCUAACCCAUGCUUUAAAGUAUGACUUAUCUUCCAUAGAAUACAAAAAUACCCAGUUGCAAAAUUUUAUUGAAAUUGGUCAUGUCAAAGCUCGUAUAUGAAGUAAAGUUUAAUUUUUAGGCAAGAAGCUAUAUUCAAGCUUUACCUUGCAAGCAAAAAAUUCCAUGGAGCAGAUUAUUCCCAAACGCUAAUCCCAAAGGUAAGAUGCAAGCGUAAUGUAUACAAUAGAAUUACCCAAGACCAAUCUUAAACGUAUUUGUGUUUAUAUUCAUUCGUCCCAGCCGCUUGCAUACACGUGUAUUAUAAAUAAUACUUGCGACGCUCAGAAUUAAACUAAUUUUUCAGCAAAUGAUUUGAAUCCAUUUGGUAAAGACAUAAUUACUGUUUAUGUUUUUCAAUCAAAUUGAGGUCAGACUCGCAAUCAAGUUCAAAUUGAACUUGAUUUAUUUUAACUGAUCCAUUCAUUUUCUUUUUCAAUAGCUCUGGAUCUACUUGGUAAAAUGUUAGCCUUCAAUCCAAACAAAAGAUAUUCAGUUGAAGAAUGCUUGGCACAUCCUUACCUUGAACAGUAUUAUGAUCCAACGGAUGAGGUGAGUGUGCCGUUAACAACAGAGCGGAGAAAUCGAGAUUGAUAUCAAGGGCAAACUACAAUACUCCGGUCUAGACAAAUCUCUUGUGAUGACUACUAUCAUUUCCUUGAUAUUUACAGUAGAUCUUCUUUUACGCAGUCCAUUGAUCUCUUCUCAUUAUGUGUCGAUACCAUUUCAGCUUUGCUUUCUUCACCUUUCCUGCAAUGUCUACCACCGCAUGUCGAAUCUUUUCAUUCCUUAGUCCCUGACCCACUCUCUUUCAUUCCUUCUUAUUACGUGUCCAUAGUCUUCAUCUGUUUCUCUUACGUGUCUCAGUCUUGCUUCUCUUACCUUCUCUGUAUUGUCUAUCACCUCACAUCUUCAGAUUUCUUCAUUCCACAAUGUCCCUGACUGACUCUCCUUUGUCUCUUCUCAUUACGUAUACAUAUAUUCCCAGCCUAGCUUGCCUCUCCUUCUCUGUAAUGUCUACCACUUCGCAUUACCUUCUGAUCUUUUCAUUCCAUAAUGUGUCUGACCGUGUACAUGUCCACACCAUCUCAGCCAUGCUUCCCUCCCCUUCUCUGUAAUGUCUACCACCCCACAUCUUCUUUUGAUAUCUUCAUUCUUUUUAUUAUGACUUUUUAUUACAUGUCCGCAUUAUCUCAGAUAUUCUUUCCUCAUUUUCUCCGCAAUGCCUACCACGCUAUAUCGUCUUCUGAUAUCUUCAUUCCAUAAUGUCUUUGACCGGCUCUCCAUCUCUUUCUAUUACGUGUCCAUAUAUUCUCAACCUUGCUUUUCUCACCUUUUCUGCAAUGUCUACCACCCUACAUCCUCCAGUCGUCUCUGGCUGACUCUUCUUCAUUUCUUCUUAUUACGUGUCCAUAUAUUCUCAAAACUUGCUUCCCUCAUCUCUUCUGUAAUGUCUCCGCAUCGUGCAACUUUGUAGGAUUUUCACACUUUAACUUUCGGAUUAUUUUAAUUUCAGCCAAUCGCUGAGCAGCCAUUCAGAUUUGAAACGGAGCUUGACAAUCUUCCAAAGGAGGAACUCAAAGGUAAAAAUAUCGUGUGUUUAUUUAUUUAUAUCAUUUCUUUGUAAAUUGUUCUUCCUAGAGGUCCAGUAAGGGUCCAUCCCUUACUUAUCCAGUGUUACAACAGAAAGAAAACGAAAGUAAACUAACUUUAUUUCAACUGGAUAGCGCUAUCAGCUCUAUUCUACUGUAUUCUGCCUGGUGUAAGACUGUGUGCUUGGUAGAGUCAAACUGGAAGCGCUUUUCUCACAUGUGACUGAGGCGAAAAUAUAAUCACAGAACUCCAUAGUGCAGGAAUCGAACCUCUGUCACAGAUGUUAGAGCCAGAUGUACUAAUCAAUGUUUAUUUACACUUUUGAGAGAUGUAAUAUUUUGGUUUUAUUGUCGUUGUAUUUCUUACUUGAAUAUCUCGGACUAUCCCUAAAAUGAAAAGCAACCAGCGAAGAGGUCUAUUGACAUUGUCUGUCUAGGACUUAUUAGUAAUUGUUAACAUCGGGCCUUGAAAUAUCGGUAGAUCACGGACAUUGUCCGAUCCAUUCGUGAAAUUGUCUGACGUAGAGAGGAAACGACUGGACAUUCUGUCCGGGCGACCUAUAAGUGAAACUGAGGUUUACUGUUUGUCUGAUCCGAGCGAAUUGGUGCCCGACCUAAUUGUAACUUUGUCCAACGUAAAUCAAAAUGUUUCCUAGUCCAGGACUAGAGGCUUGUAUGUUAAAUGGAGAAUCAGAGUAAUGACUAAUGUAUAAAAAGUGAACUGUGUAAUCAAGUGUAAUCAUUGCAAAGAUUCAAAUAACUUUUCCAAAUUGUGCUGAUAUUAAUUUGCAAUAAUAAUGUAUUUACCUUCAUUAAUAUUUAUUUAUAUUCUGUUUCCUCCAAUUUAUAUUUCAGAAUUGAUUUAUGCGGAAACAGCCAAUUUCAUGGUGAAAUAAAGACGAGGAGUAUGGCUUAGUAUAACUACCAGAAUUAAUGUAUUAUAUAUGAAAUGUUUUUCUCGCGUGAAGUACAGUAGCAAUUUUCUUUCUAAUUUACAUUUUUAAGUUAUUUAGUCCCCUUUUCGACGUAUGUAUUUUGCCACAUAGGCCCACAUUCAAAGAGCUUUGAAUGCGUGGUUACUGCGCGUGUCAUGUUGUGUCAAAAUUUGAUGGGGCUUCAAGCUUAUAGCUGAACGCCUUCAGGAACAUUGUAAAUAAACCAAUAAAUUGUGAGAACAGUUAAAAUAUAGUUCAUUCUCUAAGUUUAUAUGUUAGAUUGAAUUAAUGUAAUCCAAUGUGCAAUGCGGUAAUUUUACUGCAUUUUGAAUCCAUUUCAUGUAAAUUAUAUGAUUUUGUUAGAUUACCUAUACAAAAUUGACAUAAUUCAUUGAUAUAAUUGGUAAUACGUCUUUGACGAAUUGUGAAAUUUGAUCGUCAUUAGAAUAAAUAUACUGUCAGCCUCGUUGGGUGCAAAUGUAUUGGAGUCC
Paramuricea clavata is the source of this 4424-nucleotide messenger RNA. The record is from the annotation of a GenBank genome assembly. NCBI's taxonomy places the organism in Eukaryota, Metazoa, Cnidaria, Anthozoa, Malacalcyonacea, Plexauridae.